AUGGCACGCCAAGUGUUUGUUGUUGCUCUCAUCUUGAUCGCCGCCUUUGCGGCGGUGGCUUCCGCCCAAUCCUCACCGAGCAGCUCCCCAUCAUCAGCACCAGCUGUCUCCCCUAAGGCAGCGACUCCCACCUCCCCAUCAAAGCCGAGCGCCGCCCCAGUGCCGGAGGAAGAGCCCUCAUCACCUCCCGUCCCCACCAAGGCCGCCACUCCAUCUCAUGCUCCCGCCGCCGGCGAGGCACCCAGCCCGGCCGAAACUACCGACGCACCCGCUGCAGGUGCCGCCUCCCUGAAGAUCUCUGCCGCCGUUGGUUCUGUGUUUGUUUAG
Molecule: messenger RNA, 327 nt
Organism: Striga asiatica
Lineage: Eukaryota; Viridiplantae; Streptophyta; Magnoliopsida; Lamiales; Orobanchaceae
Source: the annotation of a GenBank genome assembly